AUGCCUCGUCCCGCGAAGCGCAUCAGGACGGCAACUGAGACGGCAGCUGCUCCUUCCUCCACGAUGCACGCGUUCACCCGUGUCUCCAAGAACAACGCGCUGCACGCGCCGGCGGCGAAGAAGAUCCUCGAGUCCACCACGUCUGCGAACAAGAAACGCAAGGUCUCCUGCAUUGACAUUGACGACAAAGUCACACUCGCGCCACACCAACUCACUACGACCAGCAGCGAGGGCGAUGUUGAGAUCCAGCUUCCCAAGAAGCGGGCCUGUCGACGGCCGCAGGAACCUGCACUCGUGACGCCGGUCGCGCCUGUCUCUGCUGCAUCUACCCCCGCCACGGCGCCGACACCGGCAAAGACAGCUCCGAAGGGCAAGACGACGGCCAGAGCGAGCAUGUCUCGGGCACAGACGGCGCACAAACCCUCCGAGACGACUGUCCUCGGCAAGUCACGACAGACCAAGAGAACGAUCCAGACCAAAAUUGACGGUUUCGGCAAGAAACCGAAAAAGGACAAUGAGUUCACUGGCGACCUCGCUGACCUCGUCAGUCUGCACCAGGCGUUUGUCAACACCAUCUUGAUGCAGUUCGCGCACAACGGAACCGCCUCGCCCAUUCACUUCCACACGCUGGCACCACACGUCACCCGAGCAUGGGGCAAGCGGCAGGUCUCCAUGGAGGAUAUUCGACGCUGCAUCGCCGUCCAGGCGUGUGCGCAAAACGGGCAGACCUUACCCUUCAUCGUGUCCGACUAUGGGCGCGGCCAGGUGUGCAUCGAGCUGGCGCCCGAUCAGGACACAACCACUAUCCGCCAGGACCAGCUCUGCCAGCAAUUCAAGGACAACCUGCGCCGCAUCGCUGCCGACCGGGCGGCGGACGAGAUGGCCGACGUGGACAUUUCCCUCGGCACGCUCUCCAUCGCGGAUUUGCCCCAAGCCGCUGUGGCGCAUCGCCCUAUGGGCAUGAGCAACCCAGCCAUCGGCAAGGGUCAGCGCGCCUUGGCGGAGCUCAAGAACGGUAUCGAAGCCCAGCGUCAGCAGGAGGACGCGAGCAGAGCGACGUUGGCAUCCAUGCGAAACGCGGAUGGAUCAAAGAUGAGUCUGCUCGACCGUCUGCGGGCCAAGCAGAUCGCCAGGGAGCAGGGCCCAGCGCCCCCCUCGGCGGCCGAGCUCGAGCGACAAGCUGCGCUGAGCCGAGCGCCCGACGUGGCCACCACCCUGUACAUGCUGAGCCUCUCCAAGCCGGCUGGGCUGCCGCGCCAGGCCUUCACCAUGCAGGCCGUGCUCGACAGCCUCCGGGACUCGCUGAGGACGCCCAUCUCCAAGGAUGAGGCGACCGGCGCGCUCAAGGUGAUUGCAGCCGAGGUGGCCCCCGAGUGGCUUCGCGUCGUGGCCAUUGGAGGACGCGAGAAUGUGGUGCUGCAAAGGCGCCAGCAGCCUACGGAACGCGUGAUCCGCGAACGUGUAGCCAAGUUGCUGGGCUAG
This is a messenger RNA of Emericellopsis cladophorae, 1482 nucleotides long. RefSeq lists its product as uncharacterized. Bases 1 to 1482 code for a protein of 493 amino acids. The transcript has a single exon. NCBI's taxonomy places the organism in Eukaryota, Fungi, Ascomycota, Sordariomycetes, Hypocreales, Bionectriaceae. The record is from RefSeq and is a predicted model, not a curated record.